This is a messenger RNA of Quercus lobata, 1020 nucleotides long. Its product is annotated as probably inactive leucine-rich repeat receptor-like protein kinase At5g48380. The transcript has a single exon. NCBI's taxonomy places the organism in Eukaryota, Viridiplantae, Streptophyta, Magnoliopsida, Fagales, Fagaceae. The coding region runs from base 1 to 1020 and encodes 339 amino acids. Gene Ontology annotation, biological process: protein phosphorylation. The record is from RefSeq and is a predicted model, not a curated record. Gene Ontology annotation, molecular function: ATP binding; protein kinase activity.
AUGAUGAUUGAUUCACAGAUUUCUCAAUUGGAGGGAAUGAUUACUAGAAUGAGCUUUACAGAACUUAGAGAGGCAACUGGCAACUUCAACACACAUAAUUUCAUUGGGUUGGGAAAGAUUGGGAUAAUGUACAAGGCAGUGCUUCCAAAUGGUUGGCCACUUGCAGUUAAGAGGUUCUAUGAAUCUCCAUCUUUUGAAAAGCAAUUUGUAUCUGAGCUAUUUGCUCUUGGUAGAUUGAGACACAAUAACCUAGUUCCCCUCUUGGGGUACUGCAAAGAAAGGAAGGAAAAGCUUUUGGUGUACAAAUAUAUAUUGAAUGGUAACCUUUAUGAUUGGCUACAUGUAAUGGAGGGCAAUGAUAAGAUCUUGGAGUGGCAUUUGAGGAUUAAAAUUGCAACUGGGAUAGCAAGAGGCCUAGCAUGGCUUCACCAUAAGUGCGAUUUUCGUGUAGUCCAUCUUAACUUGAGUUCUACAUCUAUCUUACUAGAUAAGAAUUUUGAGCCCAAGAUAUCAAAUUUUGGAGGGGCAAAAAUAUCAAGUUCUGAAGGGGCAUUGUUCUUGGAUUCUAUUGACAUUGACUCAAGCAAUAGCUCUUUUGUAGACAGUGGAGUUUGGGAGUUGGGUUUUGUUAAAAAGGAUGUGUAUGACUUUGGAAUUUUACUACUUGAGCUAAUUAUAGGAAAGGAACCCAUUGAAAUCAAUAAUUAUUCGAAAAGUUCGAAUGGGAGUUUGCUUGAUUGGAUUACUCAUCUUUUGACUAGUUCUUCUAAUCUCUACAGUGUCAUUGAUAAAUAUUUGAUUGGCCGAGGGUUUGAUGGUGAAAUCUUUCAGUUACUUAGAAUUGCAUGUAUGUGCCUGAACCCUUUUCCUGGUCGAAGGCCUACAAUGCUUGAAUUAUACACUAAAAUUAGUAUUUUGGGGGAGAGACAUGGCAUCACAAAUGACACUAAGAUAUUGAGUCAAUUUGAAAUUGCUACUCCAAGUACCUCAAAUGAAAUUGUUGAGGUAGAAAUUACGUAG